AUGGUAGUUGACACGUUUAAAGAUGAAUCUAGCCGUCGUCAUCUUGCAUCUUCUAUUGGUUGCGAGCUUCCUGUUGAUAGUGAUGAUCCAAAAGAACUUACCUAUUAUAUGGCAAAUGUUGCAGAAUUCGGCUUUGAUCAUAUCAUUAUAAUUGGGGAGCUUGAAAAUGGAAUGAUUUUUUUGGAUUGCUAUGGUCGUGUGUUUCAAUGGGAGGAAGAAUGUCAGAUGUUGUGGCCACUCGGAAAUUCUUUGGAAGAAGCAAUGUCAAGUGACGGGAAAAAUCAAGUGCCAUGGUAUUGGGAGUAUGAUGGAGCUGUAUAUGAGUUCAAAGAAUUACUUCAACGUAUGUGCAAAAAAUGUUAUUGUAAUGUUGCAUUAGUUGCAGAUAACUUUAUUUAA
Messenger RNA from Entrophospora sp. SA101, 399 nucleotides. The record is from the annotation of a GenBank genome assembly. NCBI's taxonomy places the organism in Eukaryota, Fungi, Glomeromycota, Glomeromycetes, Entrophosporales, Entrophosporaceae.